Misgurnus anguillicaudatus (oriental weatherfish) is the source of this 4420-nucleotide messenger RNA. It is a transcript of the gene ttc39a, whose product is annotated as tetratricopeptide repeat domain 39A. Lineage: Eukaryota; Metazoa; Chordata; Actinopteri; Cypriniformes; Cobitidae. Gene Ontology annotation, molecular function: protein binding. The record is from RefSeq and is a predicted model, not a curated record.
AGGGAAGAGUUGCUGCGCUGCAUUCCAGUACUUUUAGCAAAGGAUCGCUUUAUUGUUAAAAUGAGUUUCUCCACACCUCCCUGUCUCGCAUCACAUGUAGGAAACAGGCAGGCAGAGAUUCGCGUCCAGUAUUACUUUUGAAACAAAACUUGAUUUAGUGCUCACCUGUGAGGUAACGAAUGUCCAGGUAGUGAUUAUUAAACUCUUCACCGUCUUAUUGGAUUAACUGUGCGCUCUUCCUCUUUGGAAUGAGUUUCUUAAGACGCAACAAGAAGAAUGAGGACAAAAAGGGUUCACUCAAGACUAAAGAUGCACUGGACAGCCCCACCUCCCCACUAGAGUCCCCUAUCAUAGAGGAUGACGUACUGGACCCUGUCAUCACUGAUUAUGGGUCGUCGAACUCUGACCUGUCUGUGGCUCUUCAAGACUGCAUGACAGCACUGGAUCUUUUUCUUUCAAAUGAAUUUGAAGAUGCUCUCACCAGACUCAAGAGCAGAAAUAAGGACAGCAUGUAUCACGCGCUCACGUAUGCCACCAUACUGGAAAUGCAGGCCAUGAUGACCUUCAACCCCGAGGAUAUCUUGACAGCGGUAAACACUAUGAAAGAAGCACAGGCUUUGUGCCAACGGUACCGUAAAAAGUCUUCUUUAAACAGCAAAAACAUAACAGAAGUGGAGCUCCAUGCUGAAGUGUGUUAUGCCGAAUGCCUCCUCCAGAGGGCAGCACUUACUUUCCUGCAGGAUGAAAAUAUGAUUGGCUUCAUUAAGGGAGGAAUAAAAGUGAGAAACAGUUAUCAAAUAUACAAGGAGCUACAUACAGUCCUCAAGUCCUCAAGUUAUGUAAAUGGUGACAAUCACAAUCAUUUUGAAGGAGGCGUUAAGCUUGGGGUCGGGGCAUUUAAUCUGAUGUUGUCGCUGUUGCCAACAAGGACUCUGAAGUUGUUGGAAUUUGUGGGCAUCUCUGGUAACAAAGAGUUCGGCCUAGAGCAGCUUCAGGAGGGCUCAGCUGAGCACACGCUUAGGUCUUUAAUAUGUACCUUGAUGUUACUUUGCUACCACACCUUCAUGAGCUUCAUACUGGGCACUGGAGAGGGAGAUGUGGAAGAUGCUGAAAAACUGUUGGCACCUUAUCUGAAAAAGUAUCCAAAGGGAUCCAUCUUCCUGUUUUUCGCUGGCCGAAUAGAGGAAAUCAAAGGAAAUAUAGAUGCUGCUAUCAAGCGUUUCGAGGAGUGCUGUGAGGCUCAGCAGCACUGGGAACAGUUUCAUCACAUGUGCUACUGGGAACUGAUGUGGUGUUUUACAUAUAAGAGGGAAUGGAAGAUGGCCUACAUCUAUGCAGACCUGCUCAGCAAGGAAAACACCUGGUCCAAGGCCAUGUAUGCAUAUAUGAAAGGUGCUUACCUCAGCAUGCUGAGUCGUGAGGAAUGCCGGCCAUUCCCAGAGAAUGAGGUGGAAUUGUUUAGACAAGUUCCUGGUCUGAAGCAGAAAAUAGCUGGAAAGUCAUUGCCCACAGAGAAGUUUGCCAUCAGAAAAGCUCGACGCUAUAAUACAGAAAAUCACAUUCCUCUCCCUGCACCGCCAUUGGAAAUGAUGUAUAUUUGGAAUGGCUACACUGUGAUCGGGAAGCAUAAGGACUUGACUGAAGGCAUGCUGAAAACCCUGAAUGAGGCCCAGCAGAAGAUUGAGCAAAGUCCAAGAACUCAGUUCACCACGGAUGACCUGUGUGUUGUCAGUCUGCUGAAAGGACUCUGUCUUAAACACUUGGGCCAAAAGCAGGAAGCCGAACAUUACUUCACUCUGGUCCUUUGCAAUGAAAGUCAGAUAAAAUAUGAUCACUACCUGGUGCCAAAUGCUCUUCUGGAACAUGGUUUACUGUGCUUGGAGGACGGCAGAAUAGAAGAGGCCAUAACACAUCUGGAGUCAGCCAAGCAAAAUUACAAGAACUACUCAAUGGAAUCACGGACACACUUCCGGAUUCAGGCAGCAUUACAGAAGGCGCGAGGGACGGCUGUGAACGGAGACCAGUGCUCAGCCUCCAGUCCUUAACAGGGGUCACCAAUGGGGUCAUAGCAGCCGAGAGGAAUAAAGGAAGCCUAAAACUGCAGAAAUAAACAUAUGAAUCAUACAGGACAUACAACUACAGGCGCAUGAACAGUUAGGGCACAGAAAUGACGCUAUUAAAAUUAGUAAAUGUACCAUUAUUGUUUUUAUUAAUAGUAGUACACAUAGUACAGGAAUAAUAAUAAUAGCUAAAGAAAUUGUGCCAGCUCCAAAGACCAUUGGAGAUAUUUAGGCUACCUUUAGAUCUUAUAUUGGUAAUGCUCUCCACAACCUUUGGCCACCAUGUGACAUAAGGAGCCCAGACAUAGCUGUGCCUUUUGGCCAAUCAUAAUGCAUUUUUUAUUUGGUUUUGAACACACAACUUUGCAAUCUUUGGAGGUUAGAUAGCUUAUAAGAACUAUGCUCCAGAGGUAAAAUGAUAAAUGCAAAUUUUCAAAGCAUGGAUAAAUAUUUGGUUAUAGUAUAUACAGUAGCCUUGUCGAAUCUUAUGCAGAGGAUGAGUCACAUGUCUUUGUGUACAUAAUCGCUUUUAGCAAGAAAAGAAUACAAUGUACACUGGAAAUUUUGGGGAUUUAUUUAGCUAUUUCUUUAUUUAGUAUUUAUUCACUGUUACAUUGGCUUUUAAAACUGUCCAGGUUUAAGUGGGCAGUUGAAUGUGUCUUUUAGAAAGGCGGUCUCCUUCAUGUGGACUUGGUCCAAAUCGUACUCGAGCUCAAACAAACAAGUCUUUGGAUACAUGCAGGGCAGGCUGGUGUGCCAGUUUUAACCAACAUGAGGGAUGCAUUGAUAACCACUACAGCCUUACAUUAUUAAAGGAGAGAAACUUUAAGCUGGUUCAGGACAGAGGAAUAGAUUUUGUUCAGUGUAUGAAUGCUACUUUAUGGAGCUCUUCACCGUAGUGUGUAAUUAACAGUGGCAAUUUUGUUCUCAAUUGCAGUGUAUUUUUUGUUUUAAUUGUGUUUUAAAUGUAUUUAUCCCAGAUUGCAUUGAAGGAUUUUUCCACUGCAAUGUAUUUAUCAGAUCCACUUCAACUGAAGUCAUAUUUUCAUCAAGCAAAAACAAUCAUAAAACCAUGUACUGGAUUAUAAAUGUCUUAGCAAUGAACUAUUGAAUGACAUGACCAGUCAAAAAUUACAUAGACACUCAUGAAUGGCAAAGAAGAAAUGUGUGAAAAUGAAUGAUGAAUCAGAAAAUAUUGUUUUAUUUGUGACCCUACCUGUGAAAUCUAGGCUAAAGUCUCAUUAUCUAGUUAGGAUAUUAGGAGCAUCAAAGUUUGAUUCCACUUCAAAGGGCACCUUUUAUCCCCAUUUUUACAAGAUGUUAUGUAUGUCUCAUGCAUUCCCAAAAUGUGUUUCAGCUCAAAAUAUCCCACAGAUAAUUUAAUAUAGCAUGUCCAAAAUGCCCAUUGGCUCCUGUGUGUACCUUUAAAUGCAAAUGAGCUACUGCUUCUCACUCCUUUACCAAAACAGACAGUGAGCACUUUCAGUUAAAACAUUGUGUAACUCGCUGAGGGAAAAACUAUGGUAAUGCAGGACUGUAGGUAAGUGGCCGUGGGCGGGGCUUUAUCAGUGUGACAUCACAUUAACAAGAGAAUCAUAACAGCAUGUCUUAUAAGACUGCUUUGGUUUAAAAAAGAAGAUGAGGGUGGAAUUGUUUCAUUAUAGGGUGGUUGAGUGAUUUAUGUCCGAACACCGUUGAAAGUGGAUUUUGCAUAAAAGGUGCUCUUUAAAGGGGACAUAUCAUGAAAAUCUGACGUUUUCCAUGUUUAAGUGCUAUAAUUGUGUCCCCAGUGCUUCUAUCAACUUAGAAAAUGUGUAAAAGAACAACCCAGUAACUUAGUUUUGGUAAACCGUUCUCUGCAAGCGUGUGAAAACAUAAGUCAUUGAAAUUUGGCUCCCCUUGUGAUGUCAGAAAUGGAAAAUACCGCCCGUUACAUUUUUGCUCACACCUACAAAGUGGCAAUUUUAACAUGGUAUAAUAAAUUAUCUAUAUGGUAUUUUGAGCUAGAACUUAACAUACGUGCUUUGGGGACACCAAAGAUUUAUUUCACAUCUUAAAAAAGUAUUGUGAAAUGUCCCUUUUAAUCUUUUGACAGGACUGUACUCAUUUUCACGGAAUGUUCUGUACAUUAUAUAGGAUGAUUUUAUGUAAAAAAAACUGUAAAUCAUAAAAAAAUGACUUCAGCUGGGUUUUGACUGGCACAUUUAUCUCAUUGAACAUUCUUACUGAUUGAUUUUACAGACUUUGGGCUAUAGAGGUCAGCAAAUCCUGUAUGUGGUGCAUGGCUACUGUACAAAUAGACAAUCCUGUAAAUAAUGGACUUACAUUUUCUAAUGUAAAAAUUAAAUUAUAUAAUAUCA